CUUAUUUUGGAGUGAAAGUAUAUGCCUGAUGCCCAAAGAAGGCAAGAAACAAGGUGGGCAGAGGGCAGAGCGAGAGGAAGAGGAACAAGACAAAGUUCCACAGACCCUGGACAAAGAUAUUGUCAUCAAUUCUGGAGUGCUAACAACCCUCUUUUUAAAAAGGGAGACGCCAGUUGAGAGAAGUCCAGAGACAGAGAAUUGCUUAGGAUGGACUUCCUUCCUUACUUCUCCAUUGAGACUUGGGCUCUUCUAAUCAUAUCCAUAGGUCUCUUGGUGCUGUAUGGGAUCUGGCCUUAUGGUGUCUUCAAAAAGUUGGGCAUCCCAGGGCCUACGCCAUACCCUUUCCUUGGGACUACCCGGGCCUAUCGCACCGGAAUAUUUGAAUUUGACAAAGCCUGCUUUAAAGAAUAUGGAAAAAUCUGGGGGUUUUAUGACGGCCGAGUGGCUCUUUUGGCUGUCACAGAUCCGGAUAUCAUUAAAGCCGUAUUAGUGAAGGAGUGCUUCUCAGCCUUUACCAAUCGGAGGAACUUUGCCCCAACUGGCAAGAUGGAAAAAGGUGUUUUCUUUGCUAAAGGGGAGCAGUGGAAGAGGAUUCGCACUGUGCUAACCCCAGCCUUCACCAGUGGAAAGCUAAAGGAGAUGCUUCCCAUCAUCCAGCACUAUGCAAAGAACCUCACCAAAUUCCUUUUGGAAAAAGCAGAAAAAGGAGAGCCGGUGGAGAUUAAAGAAGUCAUCGGACCCUACAGCUUGGAUGUCGCCACCAGCAGCUCCUUUGGGGUGACCACGGAUUCCAUGAACAACCCCCAGGAUCCCUUUGUCAGGGAGGCAAAGAAACUUGUGGCAAUUAACUUUAAUUCUCCACUAUUGAUUACAAUAACUAUCUUUCCAUGCCUAACUCCUGUCCUGAACAAGCUGAAUUUUAGCAUGUUUGACACCGGUGCUGUAGAAUAUCUUUCGAAAGCAAUAUUAAAAAUGAAGGCGAAGCGGGAACAAGGCCACGAAAAGGGCCGGGUGGAUUUCUUGGGAGUGAUGAUGGAAACCCAGAAACCAGAGGCAAAAACCAAAAGCAAAGACGGGGAUCACACUAACAAAGCUUUGACUGACGAAGAGAUCCUUGCCCAAGCGAUUGCCUUCAUCUUUGGGGGAUAUGAGUCCAUCAGCAACAUGCUCUGCUUCCUGCUUUAUGAGCUCGCCACGCACCCCGAUGUUCAGCAGAAACUGCAGGAUGAGAUUGAUGCUGUUCUGCCAAACAAGGCUCCCCUUGCUUACGAUGCCCUCAUGCAAAUCGAAUACCUCGAUAUGGCAGUCAGCGAAAUCCUCCGGAUGUAUCCAAUUGGCGGACGCAUUGAAAGGCUUUGCACGAAGGAUAUAGAGAUAAAUGGAAUCCACAUUCCGAAAGGGGUUUCGGUUAUGAUCCCUCCACACGUCUUGCAUUUUGAUCCAGAAGUAUGGGACAACCCUGAAGAAUUUAGACCUGAAAGGUUCAGUAAAGAGAACAAAGAGAGCAUAAACCCCUAUACAUACCUGCCAUUCGGAGCUGGUCCGAGGAACUGCAUCGGGAUGAGAUUUGCUCUCCUUAUCCUGAAGGCUGGUAUAGCGAGCCUCUUGCAGAAUUUUACCUUCAGACCCUGCAAAGAAACACAGAUCCCAAUGGAAAUGGCUUUAACAGGACUGAUGUCACCCAAAAAGCCCAUCAUCCUGAAAGUAAUCCCCAGAGCCAGCUCCGCAGAGUAGUUGAGGCUUUGGGGUAAGGUUUCUGAGCCCUUUGCGGAACAUUAUUUCACCUCUUCUGGGAAAUAUAUUGCCACCAUAUUCUUUUGGAUAUAAUUGUGGUGGCUAUAUAUGCACAGAGUCCCGUAUCCCCUGCCAUGUAAUAGCAUGGACAUCUUUGGGUUGUUGUUGUGUUUUCAAAAGAAGAAAGAAGAAAGGAAGUUGUGAAGGGGUGCCUGCGUUUCCCCCAUUUCCCUAUGGUAAAUAUGUACACCCAAAACACAGGGAUUUUUAAAGUUUAUAUUUGUUUUUUAUUUGUCUAUCUGUUGUUGUUAUUGUUGUUUUCUUUGGGCAUCUUGCUCUGCCAGCAUAAAAGGGAAAGUUUUCCAACCCUCAAGUAGAGGACAACCCACCUAGUAAGUGGCAUAGGCCAGUCCAGGAAGAAACAAGACUUCUGGCCCUGAAAUAAGAGAUAUCCCUUGUAAUAAGUUCUAGUCCAACACUCUAACCACUACACCAUGUUAAAAGUCAGAUCCUUGUUGUUGUUGUUGUUGUUGUUGUUGUUAUGUCCAAGUCAACCCCUACUUACAGCAAUCCUAUGCAAUGGUUUUCUUGGCAAGAAUUCUGCAGAGGAGGUUUGCCAUUGCUUCCUUCUCAAGCUGAGAAAGAGCAUGAGGUUCCCAAAGUCACUCAGUGGGUUUCUAAGUGGGGAUUUGAACCCUGGUCUUCCAGAGUCCUAGUCCAACAUUCAAACCACUGCACCAAAAAAAAAUCUCUUCACUGUUGCUAGGCCUUGAGCCUAUCUAUGGCUUUAGCAAAAGUAUGGUUCAGGCUGCCUUUGACAUUGUAGACCUGGUUUACGUAGGCCUGUUACAGACAGCCAAAAUAAAGCUGCUUUGAGUCACAGUGGAGGUAUGGUGUUUCAAUGAUGCAUGUGUCCUAAGAGUCCAGAAGCCACACCAAAGCCACACUCCGGUCCCUUGAGUCUAGGAAAGUUCUCCCUGCAGCUGGAUGGUACAAAGAGAUGGAGGAAUCACAUCCCAAUUCCAAAAGAAAAGACGUUCCAUCUCAUAUCAGCAUUUUGUAACUGGUCAACAACUCUGUAAUUGGCAUGGGAAUGAUUUCCCCCUUUACUUGGUCCAGACCCCUUUAGGUUGAAUGGUGUGAUGUUUUUCUAGAAGCUUUUGCAGAAGGUGAAAAGCAAUAGAAGAUGCUGCCAAACAAAAGGCUUUUGCUUUGCAGCCUUGCAUAGCCAGUGAAUGUGUAUGUAUGCUUUCUUGCUUUCCUUUUUAAUGUGUUUGAAGCUAGAGUGUGUAUGUAUGCCUUGUCUUUCUUUUAUUUUACUUGCUUCAAUAAAACAACUUUUCUCCAGA
Messenger RNA from Sceloporus undulatus (fence lizard), 3083 nucleotides. Its product is annotated as cytochrome P450 3A21-like. Bases 208 to 1734 code for a protein of 508 amino acids. The transcript has 14 exons. Gene Ontology annotation, biological process: steroid metabolic process; oxidative demethylation. Lineage: Eukaryota; Metazoa; Chordata; Lepidosauria; Squamata; Phrynosomatidae. Gene Ontology annotation, molecular function: iron ion binding; oxidoreductase activity, acting on paired donors, with incorporation or reduction of molecular oxygen, reduced flavin or flavoprotein as one donor, and incorporation of one atom of oxygen; testosterone 6-beta-hydroxylase activity. The record is from RefSeq and is a predicted model, not a curated record.